AAGAGAGGGGGUGGGAUAAAAGGAAUCGAGGCGGCCGGAGAAAUGGCGGGGAGGGUUAUGGCCUCAAUAGCGCUCAGUAAAUCUCACUCGUUCAAGAAUCUUUUCUCAAAUUCUCUUCUGUUUAUUCCUCGCUUUUACCAGUUUGCACUUCGCAGUACCAGUAGCUUGAACUCUGUAAUAAGCAAGGCUUAUGGUCUGAAGUCUAGUUUUGUCUACCGCUAUGACAUAAAAACAUCUCCUUUCUUGGGACACCUAUGUAUUCAUUCGGGUCCAUGUCUGAACUCUGGUGAUAAAGUUGUAGAGCAACUUCAGGAUUCUGAAGACUCCUCUACUGUUACUGGUGCUUGUAAUGGCAAAAUAAAGAGGAAGAAACUAAAGGGGAAAAGGGCAGUUGUAAGGUGGCUGAAGUUCUUUAGAUGGAAGAAGAAGAAAGAUUACGGAAGAAUGACAGCAGAAGAAAAAAUACUAUACAAAUUGAAAAAGGCUCGGAGAAAAGAAGAGAGGCUUCUUGAAGCUCUGAAGAAGAUUGAGCCUGCAGAAUCAUCAGAAACAACCCAUGAUCCUGAGAUAUUGACGCCGGAAGAGCACUUUUUCUUCCUAAAGAUGGGCCUUAAAUGUAAAAAUUAUGUGCCUGUUGGAAGACGGGGAAUAUACCAAGGUGUAAUUCUGAACAUGCAUCUGCACUGGAAGAAACACCAGACUUUGAAAGUGGUAGUGAAGACGUUUUCACCAGAGGAGGUCAAGGAGAUCGCUGCAGAGCUGGCAAGACUUACGGGAGGGAUUGUGCUUGACAUUCAUGAAGAUGACACAAUAAUAAUGUACAGAGGAAAGAACUAUUCUCAGCCCCCAACUGAGAUAAUGUCUCCUCGGGUUACUCUGUCAAGGAAGAAGGCAUUGGAUAAAUCCAAGUGUCGGGAUGGCCUUCGAGCUGUGAGGAGAUAUAUUCCGAGACUUGAGCAGGAGCUUGAGAUGCUUCAAGCGCAGCUCAAGAGCAACGCCGAUAGCAAAAUAGAUGCUGCUGAGGAAAACCAGAAAAUUGAUUACAAUGGGAGUAUUGAAUCCGGUAGCGUUACAGAAUUCCAGUCAGGGAAUGCAGAUAAACUUUAUGAAAUAAUAAACAAGAACAAUGAGUGCCCCGAGGGUGAAGCUGAUAUGGACACAGAAUUGGAUCCAGAUCCCGAAGAUUUAUCAGACAUCUUCGAGAUUGACUCAGAGACAGAGGACGAAAUAAAAGAGGAACAACCUCUAUAUUUGGACAAAUUUGAGAAAUUUCCAGAUCAGAAUGGCGGGGAAAUCGAUGACUUCGAGGAGCAUUUACGACAAAUAUCUCUGAAGUCCAAAAACUCCAACUCUACGGAAGAUGUGGACUUGCCCAAGUUUGAUGAAGUUGACAGGAUUGUGCUGCGUGCAGCGUCCCUCUUAAAGAAAAAGAGAACAUGAGACUUUUUGCGGAUAAUAGGUGCAAUCUUCGUUACAGAAAAGGGGGAUCAACUAGGGAAAAUGGAGAUUGCUCAAUUUUUAUUGAAAACAAUGGUAGUCUUCUUAUUAGAAUGGAAAAAACGAAAGGUUUCCGUUUUUGGAUUGACAUCGAUCAUAUGGAGUAUGGAGUAAAAGAGAGAUAGGCAUAAGUCAUAACGCAGCAAAUGGUUGCGAAACCGCUGGGAAUUGAUAUGAUCUCACGCGUUGGUUCGCAGUUGAUUGCUAAUGUGAUAUCUGAAAGAAAAGAAGGCUUCUCAUUUCUUGGGCGGAGUGAAAUUGGUUCGCGAAGCACCCCAGAGAUUCUAGAAAACAAGCUGUUGUCAUUUGAUAUGAUAUCACCCGCAAUUUAUUGCCGCACAACGCCGUACACAAUUGAAGAAAACAUGACUGCUGAGAUAGAAAGACGAUGCAACAGAGAGGGGAUGCGCAGUAGGCAAGGGGGAUAGCGCUCUGCGGCGGGAGAAUGAAAAUUAGCGGGCAGGAGCAGAUGAGAAGGUUGGGGUGGGGCUAAUUUUGUAAUUGACAUAAUAAUUACUCAGGAGGAAUCAGGGCUCUCAAUUUUGGGAGAAGUAUCUCAAAGGA
Molecule: messenger RNA, 2061 nt
Organism: Neltuma alba
Lineage: Eukaryota; Viridiplantae; Streptophyta; Magnoliopsida; Fabales; Fabaceae
Exons: 4
Coding region: 43-1440 (465 amino acids)
Molecular function (GO): RNA binding
Source: RefSeq, a predicted model, not a curated record